Cryptomeria japonica (Japanese cedar) is the source of this 2898-nucleotide messenger RNA. RefSeq lists its product as uncharacterized. Bases 1 to 2013 code for a protein of 670 amino acids. The record is from RefSeq and is a predicted model, not a curated record. The transcript has 7 exons. Lineage: Eukaryota; Viridiplantae; Streptophyta; Pinopsida; Cupressales; Cupressaceae.
AUGAGGCACAUUUACAUUUUAGUCACAUUUGCAGAGGAUACCAGGCCCAGAAGAGUGAAGUUUUCAUCUUUGGACACUAUUCACACUUUUGCUGAUGAAUCUGUUCCUUGUCGAUGCAUCACUGUUGGAAAAUCAAUGCCACAGAGAACUGUUUGUGCACCAUGCACAUUAUUAGAGGUGGAGAAUCCAAAAACAUCCGAAUAUAGGUAUUUCAAGAAACUGAAGACAUUCAGUGAUCAAAAGCUAACUUGCUUACAGAGCUCAAAAUCAGAAAAUGAACACCAGGGAUUAGUAGCAUACAAGCAUUUUUCAGAAGUCAUGAAUGGAAACAUAACUGACAGUUGCGACAGAACUAAGGAAUCAAUCCACAAUCAGACAUGCCUCUCACCUUUCCUAGAAGAGCAGUCUUUGGAUGUUAGAGCAAGAAAUAGUGAUAACCAUUUAUUGGAAAAAGAUAAGCCGGGUCCAGCAGCUACAUCAAGUUCUCAUUGUGAGAUAGAUGGGAAAUCAGAUUUAAUGUGUUCUCCAUCUCAAAUUGAUUUCAAGAAGGCAGACAAUUAUGGAAAAGUAUUUCAUAAAAAAAGGAAGAAAUUGCAAGAUCUUUGUGCAAGGGCCUUGUCAAUUGAGACAGGGGAUUUUCUUUUAUAUGGGUCCAAAUCUGUAAUGAUUCUCCUCCAAAGACUAAAAGCUCCAAAUGAUAGCAAUAUUGGUACUGAAUCUCAGGAGGAUCCUGAAUUCUCUAAAGACAUAUCGGUUGGAACUGAGAAACCUAUACAAUCAAAUUUCCAUCCAGAAACAUAUAUCUGUCUGGACUUAAAGGAUGAUUUUAAGAAAGCUUGUUCUCAAUUUGACAUUUUGAGUAACGCAGAGGGACUUGGAUAUAAACAUUGUAAUAAGAUUUUGAAUACGAAGACUUCAAAUUUUCAGCGUGAAGAAUCUUUGUCAUUAAUUUCUUCAUGGGAGGCAGAUAAAGUUCAUCAAUAUGAUUAUGAUAGUUAUGGAUAUGGUCUUCAUGGGUUAGCACAUGCGGAUUUGGGAACACAUUCGUUAUGCACCAAGGAGCAAUUGGCUCAGGAGGCUAGGAUUGAUCAUGGAAACAUUCUUGAUACUAAAUUUUGGCAUUUUCCUCCUGUGUUUAGCAGAAUGUGGUCCGACGAUUAUAAUCAUAAACAGAGCUUAGAAGACUUUCCUCUUUUCACAGACAUCCUACAACCUAAUAGGCAUUAUGUUUUUGACUCACUGCCUGUGAAAAGGGAUGAGCUGAGCUUAAUACAGUGGUAUGACAAAAAUUGUAAAUCCCCAAAUUUUUCCUCAAUGAAAAGUAUUAAUAUGCAAUUGGUGGAUCAUAUAGACAAGUUUAGAUGUCACGGGCAAGGUUUCCCUCCUGAAACUGGGAUGAUAUUAUGGACUUUGCCUGAGAACAAUCUUUGUUUCGGUCCACUGCUGGCUCAUGAAGACAAACAUAAGCAUUAUGAAAAAGAAUCAAUCCCAGGAAACAGUAUGGUCUUGUGGGGUUCAUCUUAUAAGGAUAUUCCAAGGUGUGACAAGAUUGAAGAUUUUUCUUUCCAAGAUAUAUCUCAGAAUCUCAGUCUGGCUCCCUUUGUAUGCCAUAAUGACCAAGACAAUAUUGGUCCAGAUUUAGGUUUCAGCUUCUCAAGUAAACAACUACAGCAUGGAACUGACAGUUUGGAAUGGAAAGAAUCUUCCUUAUUUUUUCUGUCUAGUGAAUCGAAUCUAUUAGAAGUGCAGCAUAAGUUACUCAACACAGAUGGCCUACACUUGAUUGAAGAAGUGCAGGAUCCAGGAGUAUCCACUCUAAUCAGUUUUCCAUAUAGGAUCAAGGAAAGUACAGAUUCUCCCAUGGAUCUUCACCUUGAACUGGAAGAUGAUGUAAAUAUUCCAAACAUUUGUGUCACUAAGGGGGAAGAAUGGGAGCGUUUGGCAGAGCCCAUGUACCUUGUAGAUUGUGAUUAUGAUUCUUAUGGAGCAGAACAUGUUGGCCUUAAAUGUUAAUCCUUGUACUGAUUUCUCUUUUGAAAGUGUAUGGAAGACAGGUGAGGAAGAGGCUAUGAAAUCUAGUGGCCCAAAUGGCACGAAUUGUUUGGUUGUUGACUAUCAUCUAAAUCGUUUAUCUGAUGAAACAUGUAAUAUUGAAGGACAAGCAUUCAGGUUUAACAAUUUUCCAUUUGGUAAUUGAUUUUAGUUGGAUUCUAAUAUGCUAACAACAUACUUGAAGAUCCCUAUUGAUUUUCAAGAUUACUUUUUUAAUAGUUAGAGAAGUGGAAAAGCUGUUUAUAAACGGAAUUAUGGAGAGGAGUUCUUACUCUUAAUAGACAGGUGCCCAAUAAUACACUUGCUUGAAAUUGCUUCUGAUUCCUGGCUGACAGGUACAUGGGGGAAUGUUUCAGUCAUACUUGCGAGAAACAAAUUGGCUAAAAUUUCAGUCCUUAUAUACACAUUUACAGAGGUUAUUUUUCCUUUCCAUUUGACAGUGAAAACUCUGAAAUUUAUUGGUAAGUGAUUUUUUCUAGUGAUUGUAUAUUUGUCAAUGGAUUGGCCGCUGCCUCCACUGCAUCUUUCUGUUUGGUAAUGGUCUCCAGCCCUUAGAAUGCACCAAACAUCUAUUAUAAUGUAUUUAUAAUGUAUAAAGGAUAAUGAUGUCUUGGUGCAUUCUAGGGGCUGGAUAGCCUUUUUCUUUCUGUUUUUUAUUUUCACACUUAUGUAGGAAACUUGUUAUCAUGAAAUUGCAGUGUGUACUGCCUCACAGAUAUACUGCAGCAAACAAUUAACAAGCAAAUAUACUUAUGUUCACAUUAUUAUGAUUACUACCAUUUCAAGCCUAAUCAUGAUUCAGUGCAAUACAUGGUUAGGAGAAUGAAUGCUGUGAUUUCUAAUGGA